UGGCAGCUGCAAGGCUCUCUCGGAGUGUUUCUGUGCAACGUGAAGGCCUCUAAAAUGAGGGGCGUGGCCUCACACGGCCGCCUCCUCUGUUGCUGCGCCUCUGAUGUCAUCACUGAGCUGCUGGCACCACCUUCAGGCUCCGCCCCCGGAGACAGAAUCACCUUCCUGAGCUACCCUGGUGAACCGGAUGGUGAACUUUCAUCCAAACAGAGGAUCUGGGAGCUUCUGCUGCCUGACCUGCAGGUGGACAGUAAAGGUGUGGCCAACUACAAAGGCAGUGGGUUUGAGGUGAAGGGGAAGGGGCUCUGCAGGGCUCCGUCUCUCACUAACUGCACCAUCAGAUAGAAAACUGCCCCCUUCUGGAUCAUUUGUGUAAAAACUGCUGGCGCGUUUCUGUUGUAGCUGGAAAUGAACUGACAGAACAAAGGCACAAAUACUUAAAUAAACAGACAAAGAAUGUU
Molecule: messenger RNA, 461 nt
Organism: Xiphophorus maculatus (southern platyfish)
Lineage: Eukaryota; Metazoa; Chordata; Actinopteri; Cyprinodontiformes; Poeciliidae
Product: aminoacyl tRNA synthase complex-interacting multifunctional protein 1-like
Exons: 2
Molecular function (GO): tRNA binding
Source: RefSeq, a predicted model, not a curated record